Molecule: messenger RNA, 2283 nt
Organism: Babesia bigemina
Lineage: Eukaryota; Apicomplexa; Aconoidasida; Piroplasmida; Babesiidae
Exons: 5
Coding region: 1-2283 (760 amino acids)
Source: RefSeq, a predicted model, not a curated record
AUGGCGCCAGGAAUCUGGUUGCGACAAUACCAUCAGUUGAGAUAUGCUACGUCAGCAGUAAAUCACGACAUUCCCACAUCUAGGAAUCGCUUACACGAUUACUUAAAGGAUAAGGAGGUGAUGGAAUUGACCGGAGAAAUUGCAGCACCAACAGAGCAACGAUGCCAUAGCAUUUGCGAUGAUUUGGCCAAACUUUCAAGAAACAGGAAUAUCGAAAUUGAGCUGUUGCCUGAGAAGAUCCCUAUUUCGUGUCAUGAGGUUGAAAAUGUACUUUUGUCAGCACCAAAGUACCCAAAGGUGUCUUUUUUCCCUGAUGGCUAUAUAAAUAUAUCUUUGGCGCGCCGGGGUUCACACAGUGAUUUUAUUCGUGACGCCAGGGAUUUUCGUAAUGAAGAGGUAGCAUCGUCUAGUCGAUUGUUUCCCAUGCACCGCACCCGAGGUCGCAAGAUCGAAGAGGCCGAUGUAAAGAUGCUUCAGCGCAAUCUUGACGCGAAUUUAUCAGACAUUAUUGGCUUAAAGAAUCCAUCUGAUUUGGUAGAAAUGCUGCGCCAGAUGCAUGCACUGGAUCUUUCUAUUAAAAUAAACAAAUUUGCAGAGGUGUCAAAAAAAAUUUCGAAGGGUUUGGUGUCGAUGUCCACACGCGAGCUUGUGGAUGUCGCAUGUCUGAUAAAAAGUUACCUGGGCCGCGACUAUGAAUCCGGAUCUUUUCUAAUCGGCGCGAUUGGAGGGCGCUUAGAUAAACGUUCUGGUGCUCUAUAUUAUAUGUCUGCAUGUGAUAUACUUGCCUGUAUUCUCCCAAUUUUACAGAUGCAAAUAUCUUUUCCACGCACAAAAUGGACUAUUCUAACAAAUUCGCAACUAUUACGGAGGCUUGUCACCGACGUGAAUCUGCUUGAUGCGAACAGGAAGGCAGAUUUGUUUAUCCUUUUAACCGUUUCCAACACUAUUGUCCAGUUAAGCGAAGACCUCGCUGAGUCCACAAAGUUUAUCGCAGGAAAACUGGCGGUUGAGGUGUCAGACAUUUCUGAUAGCACUAUGCAUCGCUUGCUCUCUGUAAUUGACAUAUUCGAGACCAGGUUUCCCAUCCUUCGAGAUGUUUUGUAUCGGAACUCAUUUCACCGAUCUAGAUCAAUACAGCCGAGCCAGCUGGCAUCUGUUUACUUACGCAUGGCAUCAACUAAGGACGUGCCAAAACAUGUCAAAAAUAUCAUCGGUCGGCGUUUAGUAGAGAUUACGACUAGUGCCGUGAUAGAUCUCUACUGUCGCCAUCUGAAGGAUGGAGUGCAAAAUGCACGUCAAUUAAAAGCGUUCGAAUGGGCUAUUUCGAAGAAACGCGCAACAUUGACCAUGCGAGAUAUGUCAACGAUACUUAUGUAUCACAGCACACACGGCACAUCUAUCUCACGUUUGAAUGAGGUCAUAAAGGCGAGGUUUUUGGAUCUGAAGAGCACUGGUAACGUAAAACACGACGAGGUCUUAGAUUUCGUUCUAUCCAUGUCGCUGGUGGGACUACACAACGACCUUGACGUUUGGGCUGGGGUGGAUUUAGUCCAUCUAGUUUAUUCGACUCCGAACAACAUUCUGGUAUACUUGGGGUACGCUUUACUGCUCACAGGACAACGUAAUAGAGGCAUAUGGACUAUUCUCUUGGAAAGGUACGCUUAUAUAGAAUCCGCUAGUAUAAACAGUUGCAGGAUACUUUACGAUUCGAAACAUUAUUCUUGCGAACUUUACGAAGUUCUUAAAAUUGCGCAAGUGUUUGGCAUUAUAAGGGAUGAUAUGGAAUCUCAUCUGCUAAAUCGGGCGUUAUGGGUGCUGCAACACACGAAGUCACAACAUUACGCAAAAGUGUCUCGACAAAGGUAUCAAACUCACGCCCCCAUAGAGGAAGCAUUGAAUCUAACCGGAUUACAGUACUCCAAAGGCGUUGUGGUCGACGAACUCUAUGAGGCACCGUUUUACAUAACGUCGCACAAGAUAAUUUUGGAUCCAUUACGCGAGUCAUAUAUGCACGUGACAACGGGACUUGAAGUCGGUGAGGCCCACCUACGACAUACUGUGUGGCACAAGCAAGGGUACCGCCCAUUUCCCCUAAAUGCGCCUUCAUUGAAUAAGUUUAAGGAUACGAACAGUGAUACGUGGAAUAUACCUGCAUUGGCAGAGUUUAUAUGUAAGGUUAUGAAGAUGGAGAAGUACGGCCCACUACACGGUAAGGUGUCAAUAGCAUCUCUCAUGCGUGACAGGUCUGGGCCGUCUCAAAGUGUUGCGAACAAGAAAACCUGA